AAGCGUUUCUAAAAUUUAAGAGAUGUCAUCAUAUAAGUAAAUUAAGCAAACCUAAGGAAGAGAAAUUCUAUAACUUUAUAAUACAUUUUUUUCCCUUUAAUUCUAAAUCCGAAGUUUGCCGGAAUAACCUUCAAUUCUCUCUGUAAAUUGAAGCUGUCUCAGUCUGUCUCACUCUUCACUCUUCAGAUAUACAGAGCGUGAGAGAUUAAGAAAGUGAAAAAGCUAUCAACUUUCACUGUCUGGACCCACCAAUUCUCAUAUCUAGAGAUCUACUAGGAGGAUGGUGUGGUACAUUAGAUUAUACGAUGCCUAAGUUCUUUUGGGUGUGGUCUAAUAGGCUGUUCUAAUGACUGUAAGAUGUGGCCUUAUACUGUGGUCUCUUUGGUGGAGAUUGGUCGCUGAUUGAGCAUCAAAGUCUUUUACUUUGUAAGUUCGAAAUAGUAGGUGUCAUAGUUAUCAACAUAUUGAUCACUCUGUGCCUGGGUUGGUCCACUCGUAGUGCUCCCUUACUUGGUCUGCUCUCAAUAUUGUUUUUUCUUCGAAUCUUAGGUCUUGAGAAGUAAACUUAGCAAGAAUGAAUCCUCAAGGUGGCGGAGCUGGACAAGUUAAUGCAAGCAACACAAACAACCAAAAUUUCACCUCUCAUCCAUCUCUUGAAUCAUUGCAGACGACGCUCCUUCCUUUGUUUCCUCUCACCACUGAAAGUGAGCAAAGGUUCCUUGAAGGGCUUCCUAUGCCAAAUCUGAAUCUCCCUCAACAAGGUCUCACUGGUGUUCCUCUUCAUGAAUCCCUUAACUUAUCAUUGGGAUCCAACGUUUCUUCUUCAAGUUCCAUUGCUAUAACUCCUCAAAAUCCAUCCACCAAUCUUGACUUGUCACUAUCACUAACAAUAGGCUUAGCUCAUCAGGGAAAUGAAGUGCAAGUGCAAGGUGUGCAUGGAGGCACCUCAUCAGACACUGUUCUCUUACCAAGUAAGAGAAACCAUGCUUCUGGAGGAUUUCUCAGAGGCGAAAGUUCAAACAUGGGAGAACAAGCUCCACCGGCCAAACGACAUGUCACUGAGUUUCAGGUCGGUGCCAACAACAAUUUGAACCCAUCACCACCACUUCCUGAGAGGCAAGUAGCACAACCCUUCAGUGAAACUCCACGCACUGAACCCAUCCAAGGUCAUGUUCAUGUCAACCCACAUAAUGGAUCAGCUCCUGCACCACAACCACAACCACAACGUUAUUCGCGUGUUAACAGGAUUGCAAACAACUUCCGAAGAGGUGUACAGGGUCAACUACACCAUUGUUUGUCCUGUAGCGGAUCCUCACACCAUAGUUUUCAUAGAUCAUCCAUGACUGGUCCUCCUUCGAUCAACAAUGGGAGUGCAAGAAACACUCCUCGGGUGAUUGCACCCCCUUAUCCUCAAACCCUAGGUGAUAAUAUGGCCCCUUUACAUGGUCACAUAAACUUUCAGAGAGGUAACAUGUUUGGCCAUAAUGCUCAUCAAGCAAUUAUGUACCACCCUCCGAGUGACCAAGCUGGUCCUUUAGCUUUGGCUUCUUCACAAGGCAUACGAGAAAUGAGCCUUACUGUUGCAGCAAGUAGUUCCAGAAAUCAGAAUAAUUACCAAAAUCAAGCUGUAGUGCCUUCACCUCAACCUCGUGUCAGUCAUGAGACUUUUUUGCCACAACAGUUUUCUACUGUUGACAUGAGAAGAAGGCUUCCAGCUGAGGUUCAAUCUAUCCUGAAUCAAGUACGCGUGGGUCGACGCACUCUAAUGUUCGAGGAUCUGAUGGUCUUUGACUAUUCACUUGUGUUACUAGAGUAUGAGACGGAACUCCAAAAUCAAUUGGAUCCAUCACACCCGGGACUGAGUGCGGAAGAGAUCAUGGGCCACAUUAGGCGUGAAAGUUUCACGUCAUCCGUUGGUACAGAAAAUCAAGAAGAUGAAGAAAAAUGUGCCAUCUGUCUGGAGGUUUAUGAAGAUGGAGACGAAAUUGGGAAGUUGGAUUUAUGUAUUCACAUAUUUCACGUUCAAUGCAUCAAACAAUGGCUCAUGCAGCGGAACGUAUGCCCGAUCUGCAAAAGAAUUGGGUUGACAAUAAACGAUGCAGAAAAUGAAAGUGGAGCAGUAGUUAAUAAUGAAAAUGCCAAUGCUUAAUUAGUUCCUGCCUGUAACUUUCAAGACUAAGAUUCCAACUUCCUUUUUUCCUUCAUGGAACAAACUUGUUUAUAUAUGUAGUAAUAAGCUUUUACUUAAUGCUUGAUGACUAUUUACAACUCCUGCAAUAUUUUUGUUUUUUUUUAAGCUAGUGGAUGCUUUUAUAUGUCAUUGCGGAUGAUAUCAGAGGAAGUGAAGUUCCUACUGAACUUAGGGAAUGUUUUGUCCGAUUGAGACAGACUGA
Messenger RNA from Cajanus cajan (pigeon pea), 2393 nucleotides. The record is from RefSeq and is a predicted model, not a curated record. NCBI's taxonomy places the organism in Eukaryota, Viridiplantae, Streptophyta, Magnoliopsida, Fabales, Fabaceae.